AUGAGUGUUGAAAGCUGCUGUUCUCCACAAAAAGCACCAGCGUUCAGUCCGGAACAAGAAAAGAUGCUGAAAUCGAACAGAGCAAAUGAGCCACAGAGCUUCGUUAAAGGAAAUGACGCCAAAAAAUCCGACCUAAUCGAUCUGGAAGAGGUGGUGAACAACUGGGCAAAGACAAUGUUCGAUGUGACAAAAUCAAAAGCAGAGGGAAAAAUUAAGAAGAAGUAUCUAUCGUACAACAUCAACUGGACAAAACUGUUCCAAGAAUGCUCGGAACCAACGUACACCAUCCUUGGAGCUAAGACAAAUGUUGUCGACUCGAAACAAGAUGAGAAGGUCAUCUUCAAGACUACAUUCACCAACACAACCCAAAGAGAACAGGAAUACUCGUUCAAGACUGAACGAGCCACCCGUAGUUCAUCUACCGUGAUAAUUGAGAAAGGAGUCUGUCGUGGAGCCGAAGUUUCAUUGAAGUUGAAAACUCCGUGUGAAGUGGUGGAAGCAAAUGCUGGAUUCACAACAGAAGUGAUGUUGAAUCAUAUCGGAGAGAAUACUUCUGAAGAAGAAUUGACAUGGGGAGUGGAUAGUUGUGUUAAGGUUCCACCUGGGGCUGAGACUGUUGCCGAGUUGGUUAUUAUUGAAGACAUUGUAACCCGUGAUUUCCGCAUCGAGAAUCGACUAAGCGGCAAAAUUUUGGUGACAAUAACCAACUUGAAAGAGAACAACAGUUUGGUGACGAUUCUCGAGGGAAAUAUCUGCGAUAUCAUCCGUGGAAUGCCAGAUUACACUGCGAAAGGAUUCCGAUUUGAUGGACCGGCGGCAGUUUACGAGACACGUGGUCAAUGCAUCUUCCGUUACGGUAUCGAACAAAAAGUCCGUAUCAAUGAAUUCUCGUUGGGAUCCUCUUCAUCUCGUCGCUAUUAA
Molecule: messenger RNA, 921 nt
Organism: Caenorhabditis briggsae
Lineage: Eukaryota; Metazoa; Nematoda; Chromadorea; Rhabditida; Rhabditidae
Gene: Cbr-lntl-1
Product: Protein CBR-LNTL-1
Exons: 8
Coding region: 1-921 (306 amino acids)
Source: RefSeq, a predicted model, not a curated record